This is a messenger RNA of Poecilia reticulata (guppy), 2045 nucleotides long. It is a transcript of the gene nagpa, whose product is annotated as N-acetylglucosamine-1-phosphodiester alpha-N-acetylglucosaminidase. NCBI's taxonomy places the organism in Eukaryota, Metazoa, Chordata, Actinopteri, Cyprinodontiformes, Poeciliidae. The record is from RefSeq and is a predicted model, not a curated record. Gene Ontology annotation, biological process: secretion of lysosomal enzymes.
UGUGCCCCACAAUGUUUGUCUUUACGCUGUGCUUUACCAGUACGAUGAUGUGGGCUUCAACAGGAGAGCCUAGUUUGACAGGGUAGUUUUCCGCCAUAUGGCAGCAGAGUGGGUGAAAUUCUGUUAUUCGUGGCUGCUGUUGUGGUUCUGCAUCCGGGCAUCCGAGUCCAGAAACACUCGACGCUCUCUGGACAAUGACCUCCUGCAGCCUUACACUCAGGGUCACGGCCCCGCCCACUCUCACCGCCACGUCCGGGACUGUCAGGCCCUCAUUAAUGACAACGCCACCUAUGAGAGCCAUACCCCCCACGGCCGAAGCAGUCAGCCCGUUGCUGAGUCGAAGGUGUUUGUGACGGAUGUGGAGAAAGGCACCAGAUGGGUUCUUGGUCACAUGACUGUGGUCCACGACCCGCUGAAGAUGGUGUCUGUGUUGGAACCAGGAGGGCCGGGUGGCUGCGAAAUGAAGCUCAGGGUGUCUGUGGAGGACACGGCUAAAGCUGCAGGGUGUCUUUACGCCCAAAAUGGUGGAUUCUUCAAGACAAAGUCAGGGGAGUGUCUGGGGAACGUGGUGAGCAGCGGCAGGCUGGUGCAGGACAGCAACGGGGUGCAAAACGCCCAGUUUGGAAUAAGGAGAGAUGGCACCCUGGUGUUUGGGUAUCUGUCGCAGAAAGAUGUUUUAGAUCAGUCCAACCCCUUUGUUCAGCUGGUCAGUGGAGUCAUUUGGCUGCUGAGGGACAGGAAGAUAUUCAUCAAUGAGAGUCUGCAGGCGGAGUGCAGUGAGACCGAGGAGACAGGGUCAUUGAGGUAUUUUGCGGAUGUGGUGUCGGCCAGAACCGCAGUGGGCCACGACGAAGAGGGAAGACUGAUCCUCUUUCAAAUUGAUGGUCAAACAGAAAAAAGAGGGAUGAAUCUCUGGCAGGUAGCAGAGUUCCUGAAGGACAACGGAGUGGUCAAUGCCAUUAACUUGGAUGGAGGCGGGUCUUCUACCUACGUGGUUAAUGGCUCUCUGGCCAGCUACCCCUCUGAUCAUUGCGCUUCCGACAGCAGGUGGCGCUGCAGCAGAGAAGUCUCCACUGUUCUGUGUGUUCAUCAGCCUCUAUGCCAGCCGGCAAACUGCAGUGAACACGGUGAAUGCGUUGACGGACGCUGCCGGUGUGAGAAGGGCUGGCGGGGUGCAGCCUGUGACACCCUGGUGUGUCAGCCCCCCGCCUGCGGACCCCACAGUCUCUGCACAGCCAGUGGUUGUAUCUGUGAUGCUGGAUGGAGAGGGACAAACUGCAGUGAAGCAUGCCUCCCAGGUUUCUACGGCGACGGCUGCACCAAAACCUGCUCUUGUUUUAACAACGGCUCCUGUGAUCCUGUCAACGGUCGCUGUGUCUGCCCUCCUGGUUUCCAUGGUGACACGUGUGAAAAAGCGUGUCCUUUGGGUUUCUUCGGUGCAUCUUGCGCUCAGGAGUGUCGAUGUGACGACUUGUGCCCAUGUGACCCGCAGACAGGAAGCUGUAACACCACAUUACCAGUAGACACCAAUUACACCUUACACAGAGCUGGACGAUGCCUGGCCAAGCAGAUUUUUACAUCCUGGAGACAAGAAGAAGAAUCUCACAGAGAGCAGCCUUAUCUGACAGAGCGAUCAUGGCUGGUCAUCACCCUCGUCCUCACUUGUCUCCUGUUGGCCAGCCUGAUCAUCUCAUGUCACCAGGUGUGCCACAGAUCAGUGACAUCGCGCUUCCCUGAGCGAAAGGAUUACUCCUACGUACCGCUACGGGACAUCAACGGAGCCCCUUCACGCGCCGCAGAAACUAGGAAGGGGAGUUUGGGAGUGGAGGACUCUGAUUCCCAGGAUGAAAUCUGGUCUCCGUCACACUCAGGGAGGUCGUAGCUGCCUGGAAGAUCGAGGAUGAGCAGUGAGAGCACUGUUAUUGCACAAAAACACUCACUUCACGUUCUGCCACCAAUACGGGAAUGCUGAUGUGAAACACGACAAAGCCCAACAGUUUUACAACAUUCCUCACAUUAAACAUUUCUUCAGUCUUUUGGCAGAA